AUGACUGAAGAUUAUAGUGAGUAUAGGAAUCACAAUGUAAAGAAGAGUAGACACAAACGCGGUUUGACGAUGAGUAACACUGGUCACUCAACAUUAUCAACUGCAUCAAGCAUUCCCUCUAAGUAUCAGAGAAUAAUCAUUAGAAACAACUCAAAAGAAUAGAACUUAAGUUCACCCUAGAAAUUAAGUCAUUAAAGAUCAUCUAGCGUUCAAUUAUCAGCAUUCAAACCAAAUAACGGCCCAAAUCCAAAUGACACAUCCCAAACCUUUUUAAGUCCCCAUGAGAUUUCUAAAAGGUUGCACAAUACUUCGACACAUUCAAAUUAAUAUGACCUUAACUAGUCAUUUCAAAGUCACAGCACAGGAUUUGGAGCAAGUGCGAUUAGAUUUGACAACAACUACGAACUCUAAUUGAUGUUCAACAAAUCUCCAGGACCAGGAACUUAUAAUCUGAGAAAAAUGGUUGAGGAUUAAGUAUCACAAGUUAAACUAGAGCUAAUAAACAGCAGUCCCAGGAUUACUGAAAAUCAGCAUAGCUUAAACUCAACAAGCCAAAUGAACCCAUUCUAAAAUCAAUCUGUGUAAUACUUGAUUAAUAGCUCUAAAAGCAAAAUUUAUACCAAUAAAAGAUUGAGAAACGACUAGUCCUAAUUUGAAGGGCCAGGAUUCCCUAAGGCACUAAGGUUUUAAGAGAGAAUAGAAUAGUCGCCUGGACCUUAGCAAUACGAUCCAACUAAGCCUUAAGAAAAACACAAAUCUUUAGUAAAGAUGUAAAAUGAAGGAAAGAUUUCGAUUCCAUCUCACAUUCUUAAUAACCCGUUGAAUUAUGUCAAGCCCCUUAUUGUCAAUCUAUAUUACAAAAAAUAGAACCCUGAUGUAGGUGCAUAUGAUGUAACACAUCCAGAAGAAAUAGCGAAAAAACUAAAUGAUAAUGUUAAGUUUUCUUACAAAUCUGUAUUCGAAUCAAAAUAGGAGAGGAAAGCAGAUUUUCUCAUUAAUGGUGAUUAGACACUCCUGUUUGAUGAAAACAAGAAAGAUUUCUACGAAGUAGAGGAGAACUUAAAGGCUUUAAAUAAAGAUAAACUUUUGAUGCCCACGCCAGCUUUUUAGUAGCCGCUUAAGCCUUAUAUAAAAUAAGACUUUCCUUAAACUUUACAAUAGCUACUAAAUAAAGAUAAAGAAUAGGAUGCAUCUUAGGAAUUACCAUAGCCUCAUUACUAUGGUUCUCUUGAUGAUAAGUUAGCAAGAGCCUAGUAUAGAGAGGCAUUGACUAAUGACAAAAUUCUAAGUAAAGAUAGAUUCGGAAACUAGGUCCUACCUAAAAAACCUAUUGAAGAAUUGCCAGGUCCAGGGUAUUACAAUGAUAAUAUAAACUAUGAAUUGGUAAAACCUCAUUAUGGUAAAAGUCCUGUUAUUCAACCAGAACACAAGAUGAAAAGUAAAGUAGUGAAGGAAGAGAUAAGGCCAAGUCCAGCAUAAUAUAAUCAAGAAAUUGAGCCGAAAUAGGUAUCAUUUCAUUUCUGGGGUAACCAAGGAGAGAUACAGCCUUGGAUUCACUGA
Messenger RNA from Stylonychia lemnae, 1560 nucleotides. NCBI's taxonomy places the organism in Eukaryota, Ciliophora, Spirotrichea, Sporadotrichida, Oxytrichidae. The record is from the annotation of a GenBank genome assembly.